Molecule: messenger RNA, 2429 nt
Organism: Danio rerio (zebrafish)
Lineage: Eukaryota; Metazoa; Chordata; Actinopteri; Cypriniformes; Danionidae
Gene: otol1b
Product: otolin 1b
Source: RefSeq, marked provisional
UAUGAAUGCUCUCAUCUCUCCUCUUUCUCGACAGACAGAAAAUGGGGAUGUUCUGUGCACGCUCCGUCUUGGUAACUGUUUUGGCACUGACCUUUAUAAUCCUGUGCGACACAUUCAAACCCACUCAGAGGCCAAAGUAUCAGUACACCAAGAAACCCCCUAGAGAGGUGGUCCAAACCACCACAUAUGCAGGAAAGCCUACGGUCACAGCACGGAUUGUGGACUACACGAAAACACGAGAGCAGCGCACCCCUGUGUACGUGACAGAGAGCACUACAGUGACUGCUGACAGCUACAUAGACUACCCUACAGACACCAGCGCAUCUCCCACCGCAGCCAAAGACAACUACACGCUAGACUACAACGAAUGCUACUUCAACUUCUGCGAGUGCUGCCCACCGGAGAAAGGCCCACAAGGGUUCAAAGGAGACAUGGGACUGCCAGGACCCCCAGGGGAAAAGGGAGCACCUGGACCAAGUGGUCUACCAGGCCCAAUAGGGCCAAAGGGCAACUCAGGAUCUAAAGGGGAUAAAGGAGAGAAAGGUGAUCAAGGAAACACAGGAUUCGCUGGAACGCCAGGAAACCAGGGAAAGGCUGGAAUGAAAGGUGAGAUGGGUAAUAAAGGUGAGAAGGGUGCUGCUGGCCUGCCAGGAUUCAAAGGAGAAAAGGGAGAAAAGGGAGAUCCCAACUUUAAUGUGUCAAAAGGCGACCAGGGAGAGCCAGGCAAAGAUGGACUUCCAGGACCCCAAGGCUCAGCUGGUGAAAAGGGUGAAAAGGGGGAGAGAGGAGAGUGCGGUUUGCUUGGCGACAGGGGCCAGAAAGGUGAGCCUGGGGACCCUGGGUCGCCAGGUGUGCGUGGAGAUCCUGGUCCUUCUGGGCAACAUGGCAUGCAUGGAAAUCCAGGCAUCACUGGAGAACGAGGGGAACCAGGAACUCCAGGACCAAAGGGUGAGCCAGGAAUACAAGGGCCACCUGGAACCAAAGGCUUGAGAGGUCUCAGGGGAAUCAAGGGUGACCGCGGCCCCCAGGGGAAGCGUGGAGAUCGAGGCCUACGGGGAAUGAAGGGUGCCAUGGGUACAAGCGAUUCGAGAAUCAGAUCCGCUUUCAGUGUUGGACUAUAUCCCAGCAAGUCUUUUCCUCCUUCAGGAUUUCCAGUCCGCUUUGACAAGGUCUUCUACAAUGGGGAAAAUCAUUACGACGUAGUCUCAUGCAAAUUCAACUGCAGCUACUCUGGAGUUUAUGUGUUCUCCUACCAAAUCACAGUGAGGAACAAACCACUACGUGCUUCUUUAGUGGUGAACGGGGUGCGCAAGGUACGCUCGAGGGACACUCUUCAACCUCAGGACAUUGACCAGGCAUCCAAUCUAGUGAUCCUGAAGCUGGACGUCGGAGACCAGGUAUGGGUGGAGACGCUGAGAGACUGGAAUGGUGUUUACUCCAGCAGUGAGGAUGACAGCACCUUCUCCGGGUUCCUGCUUUACCCUGACUAACACUCUUUCCAAGGCUUAGGCUCUGUCCACACGAACACAGGUACUUUUUUUCUACACGGUUUCGGCUGUUUGUCCACAUGACAGCACGGGUCAGGUGACUGAAACUUUCUGAAAACUCUGGUCAGGGUGAAGAUUUUUCAAAACUCCGGGUACAGUGUGGACAUGCGGAUACUACAGCCAGAGUGUUUGCCUCAUGACCUAAGCGUAAGCACUGUUUUCUUAUUUCUGAUUGGCCAACACACUUGGGUUCACACCAAACGCAAAAUUCUGCACAUUUGUGGCAAAACCAUUGCAUAUUUUGCGACGUUCGCCCGAAGGAUGGUUAUCCACCUCUGUUCUCAUGUUUGCAUUGAUUUGUAUGCUAUUUACUCGUGUUAAUUCCCAUUUGGUGUGGACCCAGGAUAAGUGACAUUAUCGCCCCCUGUUGGUUCGGCAUGCCCUCACCAUGCAUCACAGUGCACUUUUGCAGUUUUAUGUGGACGGAGAUUUUUUAAUAAAACGAAAGUAGGGAAAACCCCGCUUAAAACAAUACCCGUGUACGUGUGGACAUGAACUCAAUCUACAACUGAACUUUACAUGAAAUUACGACCAUUUUAUGACCAAUUUUGUGUAGUGUUACGACAGAGAGGCAGACGUGUACUGUUUUAAUGAGCAUCGGCCAACACUACUGAUACUAUUGUAACUACAUCGGAUUGUAAUUUUACUGGACUACAUUAAGUCUAAUUUACAAAGUGACCCUGAACCACAAAACCAGUCAUAUGUGUCAAUUUUUGGAAAAUACUUCAUCUGAAAGCUGACAAUUAAGCUUUCCAUAGAUGUAUGGUUUGUUAGGGUAGAGCAUUAUUUGGUCAAGAUACAACUACACUGCAAAAACAGGAUGACUCAACAUAAAAUUGUAAGGCAACUUGCUUCCAUAGACUGUAAAAGAUAUGGACGUAG